Molecule: messenger RNA, 1190 nt
Organism: Exophiala viscosa
Lineage: Eukaryota; Fungi; Ascomycota; Eurotiomycetes; Chaetothyriales; Herpotrichiellaceae
Product: triose-phosphate transporter family-domain-containing protein
Exons: 4
Coding region: 166-1116 (316 amino acids)
Cellular component (GO): Golgi apparatus
Molecular function (GO): antiporter activity
Source: RefSeq, a predicted model, not a curated record
GAAAUUGGGUAUCGACAGGCGGCCGUGCACACUACCACGGCGCCUGUUCAACGGCCAACAAAAGGAAGGCGAUUCCUUGACCAUGAGCUAUGUGAUAGCUUUACUCGACUUCUGCAUUGGAAUCUUUGUGUACGGAAAGGCAUAGGCAAGCGCCAGCGAAAAACAAUGUCGUCGUCAAACACCAACCUACUGGUCAACCUGGGCCUAUACUUCGCCAUCAACUUGUCCUUGAGCACAUGCAACAAGUUCGUGCUGAACGCUUUUCCAUAUCCAUGGCUUGUCACCAGCAUGCACGCCGUCUUCACUUCUCUUGGCUGUCUCAUCCUCUUGAUGAGAGGCUACUUCGAGCCUGCCAAGUUGACCAGGCAUGAGAAUCUGGUGCUCAUAGCCUUUUCAAGCUUGUUCACCAUCAACAUCGCCAUUUCAAAUGUGUCCCUCUCACUCGUCUCGCUGCCUUUCCACCAGGUCGUCAGGUCGACCACACCAAUCUUUGCAGUCCUCAUUUAUCGAGUGAUGUACUCACAAAGUUUCACCACGCCCAUUUAUCUCUCAUUGGUCGUUAUGACGGUUGGAAUUGCUGCUGCCACAUUUGGUGACUACUACUUCACCCUCAUGGGCUUCUGCCUGACCGUCCUGGGUGUUUUGCUUGCAGCUGUCAAGACUGUUGCUACGAACCGACUCAUGACCGGCACACUGAAGCUACACCCACUAGACAUUCUAUUGCGCAUGUGCCCACUUGCGGCUGUCCAGUCUCUCAUUUGUGCGGGCUUGGCUGGUGAGGUCACAGGAGUGACUCAGCAGUACACGGGAGUCAGCAUGCUGUGGCAGAGCCUCGGGUUGUUGCUCGCUGUCAACGGCAUGCUGGCUUUUGCCCAAAACGUCUCAUCAUUCCACACGAACAAGGUCGCUGGAGCACUCACGCUGACCGUCUGCGCGAAUGUGAAGCAGGUGAUGACGAUUCUUCUGGCCAUCGCCACAUUCCAUACUGAGGUGGGAUUCCUGAAUGGUCUAGGAAUGGCCAUUGCAGUGGGUGGUAGCGCGUGGUAUAGCUGGAUCAAGCUGGCAGAGAAGCAGCAAGAGACGCAGCGUGAGAAGAGCAUGAAGCUGCCACAAUGAUGACAGUGGCGAUCAACUGUAGAUAUAAGAUUGCACAGUACCAUUCAAUUCAAUGUAUAUUUAUUCUCCGUUUU